AUAUAUAGAUCUUUUAAAGUUGAUCGGAUAACUUUAAUUUUUGGAUUAAAAUACAAAUGAAACCCUAAAAUUGGUGACAUUUGUUAUUAAUAUUGGUUAGUUACCAUUUCUGAGAAAUCAAAUUCUAGAAAUUUGAGAAACCCACUAAUAAAACAUUAUAUAUGAUUCGUUACUAGUGAUUAGAAAGGGAAUUAGUGAUAAGAAUUCUCAGAACUUACCCCGCAUCCGAAAAUGAAGAAGAUGAAAUGGAUCACUUUACCCGCGAUUAGAUGCCGGAGUUGUCGGAGGAGAGGGUCACCAAAUUUGGGUAGGUGAUGAAAAAAUAUAUAUGUAAGGAGAAGUGAAGAAAUGAUAUUGAUAUACCUGUAAUCAUCAGGAAUGAUUGGGUGAGAAGGUGAGACCGGAGAAAUAAAAGGGGAUAGGGUAUACGCAAUAUUGUGUAAGAAAUGAUCUCAUUUUCAUUUCUCUAAACUCAUUUCCUCCUACCAAACACACCUUAAUGGCAAUCGACUGAAGCAAAAAGUGCAGCUCUUGGAAAGUUUGAAAAGAAAAAGUGAUGGUGGCAAACAUAAUUUUCUGGUUCGACUUCUGGGUGCUGCACGUCUACUUUCGUAGAUGGUCGAACCUAUGGUAAAGGCAGCUAUAGAAAUAUCUACUUUGCUUGCUCGAUCCUUCUUCAUGGGUUUUUCCACGACUCUGUUGGCCCUGCUUGCACGUCUUCGAGAUUUGACCCAGCAAAUAUUACUCGAUGUUGUUUUGGUAUUCAACAUGGUUUCAUCUCUAUCCAAUAAGCGGCAGUCUAUUAAGCUGAAUCAAGAAGGAAUUGAUGUUUUUAGGGAAUAUUGCCUGAAAAAUGAGGAAGCUGUGUUUUUGGAGUGUAUCUGGGAAACUGAUAAGUUCAUCUUACUCGAGCAGAAGAGUGAACCCGAAAACAAACUCCCAGGGACAAUAGAAAAUGACGUUGUAGCUCAAGGUUUAUCUGCAGUGGAGUAUCAAAGUUUUGAAAUUAUUCUUGGAGACAAUAAACCAGUGGAUACAAUAGCGGACUGGACUCCCGAAAAAGAUACCAUUCCUGUCAAAAUGGACAGUCGUUCUUCACAGGAGGGUCUUACUAAUGAUUGCAAAGAAGUUGGCUGUCAAAGUGAUGCAAAAGAUCUUUCGGGUGUCCAAUCUCCUUCCAUCAAGACCCUAGGACCAGAACAGUUACUGAGCUCCAGGUUAUUGGUUCCCUCGGAUCUUCCGGUACCUAAACCCGAACCAAAAAAAAAAGUUGCAUUCAUAUCUGUGAAGAGACCGCAACCUUCGAAUGCUAAUGACAGGUAGUUUCCAAAGAAGCCAAGGGACAGAGUUAAUGAUGAGAAAAAAGAUCCAUUUUUUUGUAUGCUCACCAGAGGGAGUAGUCUAUGUUGACAGCUUGUGUAAUAGUUGGUUGUUUGCUAUGUAGAAUACUUGAGCCAAUGAAAUUUCCCUUAUUUAUUUGGGUCAUUAACCUAUAAAA
Molecule: messenger RNA, 1498 nt
Organism: Erigeron canadensis
Lineage: Eukaryota; Viridiplantae; Streptophyta; Magnoliopsida; Asterales; Asteraceae
Exons: 7
Coding region: 616-1323 (235 amino acids)
Source: RefSeq, a predicted model, not a curated record